AUGAAGGACUAUGAACAAUAUACUUGCAAUGGAUCUGUUGAUAUCAGAGGCAACCGAGCGUCCAAAAGGCAUACGGGAAACUGGAGAGCCUGCUACUCAAUUCUUGGGGGUGAAUUUUGUGGCGCUAUGGCAUACUACGGAGUUGGGACAAACCUGGUGAGCUACCUGACCAAGGUGCAGAAGCAAAGCAAUGUCGCUGCAGCCGGCAACAUCGCUUUCUGGCAGGGCACGUGCUACCUGACUCCCCUUCUCGGAGCUUUCUUGGCAGAUUCAUAUCUGGGAAGGCACAGAACAAUCGUGGUGUCCCUCGUGAUAUUUACCAUGGGAAUGCUCCUAUUGACACUUUCAGCAAUCGUUCCAGGAAGCAUUCGUGUAGUGGUGAACUCUCACUCUCAGGAUGCCUUGUCUUCUCUGGGCCUCUUCCUGACAGCUCUGGGCUUAGGUGGAAUCUGGCCAUGUGUUCCCACAUUCGGAGCCGAUCAGUUCGACGAUACCGACGCGCUCGAGAAGGAGCAGAAGAAGCUCUACUACAACUGGUACUACUUUGCUGUGAACGGAGGUUUCUUCUUCGCCAGCACGGUCCUCGUGUGGGUUCAGGACAACCAUGGCUGGGGUUUGGGUUUUGGCAUCCCUACUGUGGUUUCCGCGGUUGGAAUUGCUGGAUUCCUUGCCUGUAUGAAGCUGUACAGGUAUCAGAAACCCGGAGGCAGCGCGCUGACUAGGACUUGCCAGGUUGUGGUGGCGGCCACCCGCAAGGUGAACGUAGAUGUGCCGACGGACAGCUCUCUUCUGUAUGAGAUGCCGCCGGGGAAGGAGUCGGCCAUUGUCGGGAGCCGGAAGCUGAUGCACACUGAUGGACUAAAGUUCUUUGAUCGAGCUGCCACCAUUUCCUCCCCUGACGAAACAUCGUCUGCUGAUGUGCCUAGUCCAUGGAAGCUUUGUACAGUUACACAGGUGGAGGAGCUGAAGAUCUUGGCAAGAAUGUUGCCUGUCCUACUAGCUGGCAUAAUUUUCAACAUGGCUGAAGCUUUCUUCCCGCUUUUCAUUGAACAAGGACAAGUCAUGAACAACUACAUAUACGGCUUUUCAAUUCCUCCAGGGUCUUUGACGACCUUCAACUGCCUCUGUAUCCUCAUCCUGGCCCCUUGUUACAACAAGGUUAUCAUGCCAAUGCUGAGCAUGAUCACUGGCAUGAAGAGAGGCUUGUCUGAACUGCAACGCAUCGGUGUCGGUCUGGUUUUCGCUGUGCUUUCUUUGGUUUCAGCUGCGCUGGUUGAGAUGGCGCGCCUUAAAAUCGUGGACGAAAGGGGCCUAGUGCACCGUAAUACUGCAGCCCCAAUGAAUAUCCUGUGGCAGGCACCACAGUACUUCUUCGUUGGUGUAGCAAAAGUGUUCACCGUUGUUGGUUUCAUCGAGUUUGCGUAUGAGCAGUCGCCUGAUGCUAUGAGAAGUUUGUGUCAGGCUUGCUCUCUCAUCAUGAUCACCCUUGGAAGCUACCUUGUCUCCGUGAUGUUAAAGUUCAUGGAUUCAGCAACAGUGGGAUUGGGAAGAGGGCGACAUGGCUGGAUCCCUGAUAAUCUCAAUGAAGGUCGUCUUGAUCGUUUAUUCUGGUUGAUGGCAGGAUUACAGCUUCUGAACCUUCUUACGUUUGCAUAUUGUGCCACGAGGUACAAGCGCAAACUAGCCACUACUUGA
This is a messenger RNA of Miscanthus lutarioriparius, 1695 nucleotides long. The record is from the annotation of a GenBank genome assembly. NCBI's taxonomy places the organism in Eukaryota, Viridiplantae, Streptophyta, Magnoliopsida, Poales, Poaceae.